CGAAUAAGACCGUAGUCGACUUUAGAGUUCUUCUCAGUUGUUUGCCAAAUACCGAUACGGAAUGAUGUACGGCUGGAGGGCAGUGCCAGUGGAAGUUGUAGUAGUACUGAUAGGCAUACUCUCGUUUGCCUCUGGUGACGGGGAAGUACCCGUACAGGUUGUGACCCGAACCGAAUGGCAAGCCCGACCAUCAAAUGGCAGUAUUGGCGCCAAUGAGUUACCACUUUCACGAGCUGUGAUCGCCCAUACCGCUGGUGUACGUUGCAAAAGCGAUGAGGCUUGCAUUCAGCAGGUGCGAAGCCUGCAGCAAUAUCAAAUGGAUACCUUGGGUUUCUCGGACAUUGGCUAUCAUUAUCUAAUUGGUGACAAUGGACGAGCUUACGAGGGUCGUAGUCCAAGUCAACGUGCAUCUUUCGCAGGACGAAAUAAUGGCGGCUCGCUGGCCAUUGCCUUUAUUGGCAAUUUUGAUGAGGAGCUACCAACUGAAGGAUCAUUGGAAACUGCCAAAUCAUUGAUACAACAAUCUGUGCAACAAAAAAAUCUGGCAGAGAAUUAUGAAUUAUUUGGUCAUCGCCAGGUGAGCGCCACCAAGAGUCCAGGUGAUGCUCUAUUUGCCCAGAUUAAGCAAUGGCCCAAUUGGAGUAAUAAGUCUCUAUUAUAAGAUAUCGACACGUAAAGACCAUUCCUUACACAUUUAUUGUAAAUAUAAUUAUGUUAAAUUUGUUGCUUGCUUAAAUACGAAUACUAAACUUGUAA
Drosophila willistoni is the source of this 756-nucleotide messenger RNA. It is a transcript of the gene PGRP-SD, whose product is annotated as peptidoglycan-recognition protein SD. Bases 62 to 661 code for a protein of 199 amino acids. Gene Ontology annotation, molecular function: N-acetylmuramoyl-L-alanine amidase activity; zinc ion binding. Gene Ontology annotation, biological process: peptidoglycan catabolic process. The transcript has a single exon. The record is from RefSeq and is a predicted model, not a curated record. Lineage: Eukaryota; Metazoa; Arthropoda; Insecta; Diptera; Drosophilidae.